Perognathus longimembris pacificus (Pacific pocket mouse) is the source of this 3616-nucleotide messenger RNA. It is a transcript of the gene Commd10, whose product is annotated as COMM domain containing 10. The record is from RefSeq and is a predicted model, not a curated record. The coding region runs from base 86 to 619 and encodes 177 amino acids. The transcript is spliced from 6 exons. Lineage: Eukaryota; Metazoa; Chordata; Mammalia; Rodentia; Heteromyidae.
AAAGCGCGAGCGUCCGCGGCUCGGUCUGGUCCUCGCGGGCUUCCGUCCGCCGCGUCCGCGCUCGGGAGAGCCUGGGGGUUUCAAGAUGGCGGCGCCCGCGGCCCCGGUGUUGAGGGAGAGCCCUAGCAUGAAGAAAGCAGUGUCGCUGAUAAACGAAAUAGAUAUAGGAAGAUUUCCUCGGUUGCUAACCCGGAUUAUUCAAAAACUUCACCUGAAGGCUGAGAGCAGUUUCAGUGAAGAAGAGGAGGAAAAGCUUCAAGCCGCAUUUUCUCUAGAGAAGCAAGAUCUUCACCUAGUCCUUGAAACAAUAGCAUUUAUUUUAGAGCAGGCGGUGUACCACCAUGUGAAGCCGGCCACCUUCCAGCAGCAGUUACAUGGCAUCCGCCUGGCGCAGGACAAAGUUGAAGCCUUCCUCAGCGUCUGGUCUUCCUUUGGUCAGGAGACAGUGGAGAAGUUCAGGCAGAGGAGUCUGACUCCCCACAAGUUGGAGACAGUUGGAUGGCAGCUUAACCUUCAAAUGGCUCACUCUGCUCAAGCAAAGCUGAAAUCUCCACAAGCUGUGCUGCAGCUGGGCGUGAGCAGCGAAGACUCAAAGUCAUUGGGGUACAGUUACGUGUAGUGGAGCAUAAACUCUGGGAAAAAAGCACCAGAGGCCUUGGCAGCUGCUGUUGGUGAAGCACCCUAGUGAAGGCCCUGGCAUGGGUAGAGUAAUGAACACGUGUUCAUUUCAAGUUGUUGGAAAGUGUUGGAUAAGGAAAUUCAUAUCAUGCUUAAAUCCUGUAACAGAGAUAAGUCAAAUAUGGAGGUAAGGUAGACCUUAGAUUUUAUUUCUGUAAAAUGAAUUAAAACAAUGAACAAAAUAUUGUGGUACUGAGCCCAUCAUCCUGGACUAAGUCAUUGUAGCCAAGUAUUAGAUGCACAUCUUCCCUGUCUUGUUCUCGGUACUUGUAACAGUGCAGACAUGCGAUUUCUGUUGUUUUGGAGGGUCUUCCUUCAUCAUGCUGUGGAUGCAUCUAAGCAGGUAUGAUGUGCACUGUGCAUAUGAUCAUUUCCGUUUGGCACGUCUUAAGAUAUUUAUCCAUUUAUUUUUGCUAUUAUUUGUGAUAUAGCAGUCUGGUUAGGACCUACUACAUUUUAACUUCUUUUUUGCCUCCUAUGAAAUAUUUCAAUCCUUAUUCGAUGAAUUGAGAGUGUUAGAAAGGAAAAAAAGGAUUUCCCCCAGGUCAUGUUAACCUUAUGCUUUGGAAGCAGAAUAUAUCUAAUCAUUCAACUUGUUGUUUGCAACGAAUCACAGUGACAAGCAUUGUUGCCAUGGUAUUUGGAUAAAAUUGUUAUAGGUGUGGACAGUUGGAAAAGGUAUGCAUACUUUCUUCUGGAUUUAUUACCAGCAAUGUUUUGUUGUUUUUUUUUCAAAUUGUAUAUUUUACAGAACCAUCUUCAAUUUAAACAUGUGGUGAUUUCCAUACAGAGAAACUCAACUGGACAAAAUGUAUGCAAAUAAUUUCUCACUUAUAAAUACAGACCUGUACAACACUGUAUGGGUGUGUGUAAAAUGUGUAUAAACAUUUUAAUUAGGCAUAGGCUAUAUCUUUUAAUAACUAUUGUCUGUAUUUCAACUACCAAGGUAUCAGUCUGGAUUGUGAUCUCUCCCAGUGACUCUUGGUAAAUUUCUUUGGUAUAACAGUGCAUAUGUUGAAGGUGGACCAAAAUCCAUAGCCAACUGAGUAGAUUUUGUACAUCUUCUCAUUCCUCAUAAUUGAACUUGCUAAUUGAGACUGAAGGCUUUCCUAUAUAGGUAACACUGUAAGAGCAACAAGGUAUGUACUUUGGUGUCUGAAAGGACAGUUUGUUUACUGUUUGUUAGAUUUCUGACAUAAAAUUGAAUAACACAAGUGUUUUGGAGAGAUUCUGGCAGUGUUUCAGUCCAUCUCCAUGUUUGAUUAGCGUACAGUACAUCCUUCAGGCGCCCCUUCAAAGCAGUGAUUUUGGAACAGCAUUCCAUCAACUAUAUUCCAUAUUCAGACUCUUGAUGCAUAUCUGACAAAAAUGGAACAACUCUUGUUGAGUAAGCGACAGAGAGUUAGUUACUGUUAACUUCUUGCUUAUUCUUCCCCUCAAUUUCUGGAAACUCUUUGACACCCUUAGAGCUCCCUACCACUUAUUUGGGAGGGUUAAAUAAGAAAAGAACCUAAAGAAUAAGCUAAAGAGAAAUAGUCAUUUUACCUUAGUGAUCAACUUUAAAUAAAGCAGCAAUUAAGUGGUUCUAUGCAGUUAAUUUUAACCUCAAAAAUUAACACAUAUUUGUUCGUAUCAGCAAUCGUAGUAGCUGCUCCACAAAGUUGGUGUGAUCCUGAUUGUGCAAGGGAAAUAAUUGUAAAUUGUAAAGUUAGAUUCAAUAUCCUUCUUUGCAGCAUUAUUUUAUUAUUGUUUGCAAAGCUUUAAGACUUGGAUCUGUAUCUUCUCGUUCCAAGUUUAAGAUUCUAUAAAGGGCCAAGUAUGCCCUUUCCCCAGAAUAAUUGCAGUUUUUUGGAGGAAGGCUCUCUGGGGAAAGUUCCAGCAAGUUUUAUUUGUACUACCUCCUGGAAAUAAACCUUGUGUAUGAUCAUAUUUAAACUCAGUUGUUGGCAUUGGUGUUUAAAGUGAAUGAUUUUUGCCUAAUGGCAUGUCUGGAUCUUACAGAAUGGCUUAAGGCUGGAAAAUACAGCUUUCUGCCCGGUCGCUUUGUGUAUUACAUGUUGACACGUAUGUUAAAUGAUCAAGGAAAUCCCAUAUUGGCUUUCCAGCUGGUGAUUUUAGAGGUUGAAAUGUGAUUUGACUUAUUGUCUACGGGUAGAUAGAAGUGGGGGAGAAAAACUAGAUGAUUUUAGGAGCAGACAAGGUCUUUAUACUUCCUACAUUAGGAGUGAAAGGGGAAGGAGUCAGAGAUAGAUAGAAGGUGAGGGAGAGAGGUUAUAGAAAGAAAGAGCUGAUGUUAAUACGAAUGGUAGUUUGUAGGAAUAUUGACUGUUGCCUCUUUUAUGUGGUAUCCUGAAUUACCAAGAACCUUCCACUUUAUGGUUGUGUAGAAGCACUGGGGCCUCUGGGAUUUGGAGCCUUGGCCCCUCAUGUUUGUUGCUUUAUGCUGUCUGCCCCAGGAAGGAAUAUACAAGUGCUUUAUCUUCAGUGUCUUAGAAAAUAGAGCUAAGUUCCCAUUUGGAGAGGCGUGCGCGGUGUGUGUGUGUGUGUGUGUGUGUGUGUGUGUGUGUGUGUGUGUGUGUGUGUGGCGCAGGGUGUGUGUGUGUGUGUUCAUUCCUCCAGGACACCUUCUUCUGUAUCUUCAGUCUUGGACCAGGCUGGAGACAAGGGAGAAAAGGAACACAAGGAUCAAUAUCCCGGAGUCUGAACUGCAAACAUGUAGGUUAAUUAAAAAAAUACCAACUUUACAUUUGGUAUAGCAAGGCUUUGGCAUGUCAACUCUGGUUUUUACUUUUUUAAAAACUUGACUGUUCAGUGAUGUUUCAGUGGUGAUUUCCGUGUAAAAACUUGAGUUAACAGGGUCUGAAUGUAAAUCAUGUAAAUAAUAUACUCAGCUCUUUGACUUUUGCCUUUGUAACGUUUCUGAAAGUUAAACUACUAA